Podospora anserina S mat+ is the source of this 1140-nucleotide messenger RNA. RefSeq lists its product as uncharacterized. Gene Ontology annotation, molecular function: protein binding. Lineage: Eukaryota; Fungi; Ascomycota; Sordariomycetes; Sordariales; Podosporaceae. The record is from RefSeq and is a predicted model, not a curated record. Gene Ontology annotation, biological process: iron-sulfur cluster assembly. The coding region runs from base 1 to 1140 and encodes 379 amino acids. Gene Ontology annotation, cellular component: cytosolic [4Fe-4S] assembly targeting complex. The transcript is spliced from 2 exons.
AUGCCACCACCACCAAUACAACUCCUCCCCCUAGCAACCUUCACUCCCGACCUCUACACCCGCGCCUGGCAAUCAACCCCCCACCCCUCCCUCCCCCUCCUAGCAACAACCCACGACAAGACCGUCACCGUGUUUUCCCUCGCGACCUUUUCAAAGCACUCGUCCCUCACGGGGGGUCACAGCCGCUCCAUCCGAUCCUGCGCCUGGCAGCCUUCCUCUUCCUCUCAAACCCUGCGUCUCGUAACCGGCAGUUUUGACUCCACGGCCGGGAUCUGGACUUACAACCCUGCUGCCACGCUCGAAAAACCCAUCGGUCAAGGGGAGGAGGAGGAGGAGGAGGAGGAGGAAGAAUGGGAAUUCACCCUCGUGCUCGAAGGCCACGAAAACGAAGUCAAGUCGUUAAGUUUUAGUCCGUCGGGACAGUAUCUAGCUACUUGCAGUAGGGAUAAAUCGAUUUGGAUAUGGGAGCACUUAUCGGGAGGGGAGGAUGGAGAGGAGGAUGAGGAUUGGGAGACGGUUGCUGUUUUAAGUGAGCAUGAUGGGGAUGUGAAAACUGUGGCUUUUGCGCCGGGUUUUAAACAGGGGAAGAGGCAUGAUGGGAGGAGGUAUGGGAGUGAUUGUUUGGCUAGUGGGAGUUAUGAUGAUACGGUUAGGGUUUGGAGGGAGGAUCAGGAUGGGGAGUGGGGGUGUGUGAGUGUGCUGGAGGGGGGGUUGGGACUGUUUGGGGGGUUGAGUGGGAGAAAAGGGAGAGGGAAAAUGGGAGAGGAAGAGGAGGGGGAUAGUAGGUGGGGAGGGGUGCCGAAUAGGAUGAGGCAGAGUUUGAGGGAGGAGUGGGAGGUUAAGGGGGUGUUGCCGAGGGUUCACACUAGGGAGAUUUACUCGGUUGGUUGGAGUGGGGAGAGUGGAUUGGUGGCUACGACGGGGGGGGAUGGGUUGUUGGUUGUUUAUGAGGAGGAUGAAGAGACAAAGGAGUGGAAGGUUAGGGCGAAGGUGGAGGGUGCGCAUGGGCCGUAUGAGGUUAAUCAUGUGACUGGGUGUAGGAGGUCUGAUAAGGGGGCGGAGGGGAGGCAGGAGGAGAUGUUGGUUACGACGGGGGAUCAUGGGGCUCUGAGGGCUUGGGAGGUGAGGAUAGGGGAGUAG